Molecule: messenger RNA, 1407 nt
Organism: Diachasma alloeum
Lineage: Eukaryota; Metazoa; Arthropoda; Insecta; Hymenoptera; Braconidae
Product: LYR motif-containing protein 2
Exons: 3
Coding region: 181-441 (86 amino acids)
Cellular component (GO): mitochondrion
Source: RefSeq, a predicted model, not a curated record
UACAACAAUUAUUUCCACGAAACGACCCAUCGUAGCAUUGAAAACUCGCCGCAAUCUUCAUGAGUGCACAGUGGAUAUUUCACAAUAAACAAUCGUGUCUGCUCCAAAUCGCUGCAGAAUACAUGUUCAAAAAUAGUUCAUAUUGUAAAUAAUAUAAUUAGUUCCUUUAAAUAAUUUUAAAUGGCCAGUAAAUUACCAAAAUCAUCCUUGAGUUUAAAACAGUUUCUCCGAAGACAAGAAGUUCUCACUCUCUAUCGAAAUAUCCUGCGAACCAUCAGGCAAGUGGAGGACAAGCAGGACAAGGAGUAUUUGAAAAACUGGGCAAAAUCGGAUUUCAAGAAGAAUAAAAAUUUGACAGACGAAUUCGCGAUUAAAUCCCUGAUUGUCCACGGGGAGAACUCAAUGAAAGAACUCAAGCGAAACCUCAACUUGACAAAAUAACCCACCGACUGAAUGCAGAAUAUGAACAAAUGUACAAAGCAAGGACCAAAAAAAUCAGGGCAAAAAUCUCCCUAAAUCACUGUACAUAAAACUAUGAAUAAACUCAUCCACCACAGUUCGCUUCACCAACUACCUCUGUCUCUGCACAAGAGCAUGAAUGAUAUUGAUAACAAGCACCAGAGUCCCGACACUCGUGACUGUCAGAGCAAUGGCUUGCCUCAAGCUCUUGUGCCUUAUCCUGGGUCUCAGUAGGUUCUGAGCAAGUGUGGAGACAAUGUGUUGACCAUCGAAGAAGAAACAGGGGACGACAUUCAUCACAGCCAGACCCGCUGAGAUCACAGUUAUGUAUUUGCAGAGUAAUGUCAGAGACUCUGGUAAAUCAGAACUGAAAAUCUGAUAUUUUGGCACCCACUCUGAUAUUUCAAGUGUUCGAUAGAUCUCUGCUGGGUGACCGAAGAAUAGGACGUCCUUUCCAAUUUCUCGUUUGAUUUGAACUAUCUGAAAAUCAAAAUCGAUUAGUUUUUUAUUUUCUAACAAUUCUUCAUUUUACUUGUCAAUUAUUAUUAUAGUUCUUCCAAGGAUAUUCCCAUGAUAAUGUUUAUACCCAUCGUCACUCUCAUCAAAUAGGUACAAAAAAAUGAUAUGAUAUCUCUAAAAGCAUAGAUGAGAAUUUACUUGCACCUAGAUAUAAACCUUAAGAAAUUGAGCGUGAUGAGCGAGUUCAGAGUCAGCUCCACAUCAAAGGCGAUUUAUUGGAACGAUCAAUAUAUUUCUUUCGACAGAAAUUUUCAAGUUUGUCCAAUUUUUGACACAUUUAGAGAAAAUUUCAUUCCUUCAUCGGUAUUAUUUUUUAUUACGAGAACAAACAGUUCCGAAGAGGUAGAAAUCUUUUCCUUUUCCUGGUCAAAGCGAUAAAAAUAACAAAAUACAUUUCGAAGUUUCGGUUUUUCUUGCUAAUUUAUUAAU